AUGCGUACCAAGCCGCCAAGAUCGAGGACCGGGACGGAAGCGUUCACAUUGGGCGGGUCUCUGGGUGACAACCCCAUGGAUGCAAAAGCAGAGGGCAAGACGGUCCAGAACCGUCCGGAUUGGGAUAACCUGAAAGUGGACGUGAUGUUGGUCGUUGUUCGCUCAAAGUUCGCCAGGGAUGCGGACUUGCGCAAGAAGUUGCGUGCCACACGUGGUCAACAGCUUGCGGAAGGUCACGCGGGCGACAGAUUCUGGGGCGGAAGGAGGAACCAUCUCCGCAACAUCUCAUGCGUGUGCGGGAUGAACUUCCAGAAGCAACGAGCCUUCAAGCCUCCCAAACGCUUCGGAGCCGUUCAGGGGCUUGCCAGGGGCUUCUACAAGAUCCUCGCGAAGUGGACGUGGCGGCAGCCACGCAGUUUCACGCACAACCUGGACCCUGUCUGCGGCGGCAGCCAGGUGUUCCCUGAUCCAGAGUUUGUGCGAGGUACCCAGGAGAUCCAGUCCAUCCAGCAAGUCCCGGAGGGUGCUGCCCCUGUCAUCUUCUUACUCAUGCUGGCUAUGGUUGGAUUCAUGAAUUGCUUUUCCUUUUGGCUGCUGGGCCGCGCGUGUGAGCAUGUGAGAACGGCGACACAGGAGGCGACGUACAUUCUAGUUGUGAGGGAGCUGUUGCCGUGUCCAUUGUGGCCAAUUGCCGGCGCGGCAUGCCUCCUGUACCCUGUGGGGACCUGCGUGACAUACGUCAAGUUGACGCAUGACAGCUUGUUCGGGAAUCAGAAAAAGCCUGGUUUGAUUCCAGAUUUGUCGCAUGCUUCUUGGCUUCAGCUGUGGCCCAGCGCCCAUCGCAACAUGAUCGGUCUUGUGCUUCUCACACUGUUUGUCAUCGGGCUUGUGUGGCUCUGGCAGAGUAGGGCGCAGCCACGCCUGUGCGACCUCUACAUCCUCCUCUGCGCGAGCAUCGCCGGUGUCUUCACGGUCUUGUUGGUGGGGUUGCGAGCAGAAGACCAUGGGAGCUCAUUGAAGGUGAUCACGCUGGCAGCGCUGUUCUUGUAUCUGCCCCUGUCAUGUUUGCGGGACAUCAAGCCCCUGCGUCUGGCUUCGGCGAUUGCCGUCCUUUCAGGGUUCGUUCUCGUCUCCGUGGCUCUCUCUUAUGGACCCCAGGACGGACACGACGGCACGUCCACGGAGCCCUCAACAAGCGCGGCCGCGGUCUGCAAAAUCUACAAGGUCUGGUCCAUCCUGGUAGUCUCAUUCACGGCGCACUACAAUGCCCCGCAAUAUUACCGCGAGUUGGGACGCGGAAAUCGACUGGAGGAGUUUUGGAAGGGCACUUUCAGCUCCUUUGUCUUCGUCUUCGUGGCAUACUUCCUCUGCGCCUGGCGAGGCUAUUGUCUAUAUGGCUCGCGCACCCAACAGGACCUCCUGGACAACUUCGCAGACGCAGGCUCAGACGUGGCUCCCAUGGCACACGGCGCGUACCUCCUCAUUGUCUGGGCCGACUUCCCGAAGAUCUUGAAUGGCGUGCGCGAGCUCAGCCAGGGCCUCCUGCUGGGCAGCGACUGGUUUGAUCAAUAUGAGAACGCCUGCCUUUCUCACCGGGCAAGGACGGAGCCAGGAAAAGGCGGGCUGACGCCGGGCUGGGUGCCCGGGGAGCCGUACUUCGAGGAGAUCUAUGCCUUCCAAGGCGAUGUCUACUCAGAGACUGCCCCAAGCUUCAUGAUGGAGAUCUUGGACACGCCGUGCGAGAUGACGAUGGAGGUGACCCAGACAGACCUGCGCUAUGGCGACUCCCAGGAGACUCCUGAGCUGGGGAGGCCCAUGCAGGCGCCCUUGCUGCUGCGCUUCUUCCAGUGCAGCGCGGAGGUGGAUGACAAUGGCGGCGGCGAGAUCUACAUGGUCCAUCUGUCGGCUUGGGGUCACACGCGCGACGCGAGCCUCAGCACCAAGGUGCUGAAGCCGGGGAAGUAUCUCGCCAUGAUUUCCAUCCCGGCUCAGUACACCUGCCACCGGAUGAUCUUCAGAUGCUACUCCACGCGCCCGCUGGUGAUGAAGCCGAUCACACAGCACCGCUCGUGGAUCGCGGUGAACCCGGCGAUGCCACUGAGCGCCAUCCCUUACUCCCUCUGCGGUUUCCAGCGCGUGGACGCCGUGAGCGAGAAGCUGCCGCAGAUGUUCGACGAGGCGUCGGGUCUAGGGUCUAGGGUCUAG
Messenger RNA from Symbiodinium natans, 2205 nucleotides. The record is from the annotation of a GenBank genome assembly. NCBI's taxonomy places the organism in Eukaryota, Dinophyceae, Suessiales, Symbiodiniaceae.